Molecule: messenger RNA, 177 nt
Organism: Fulvia fulva
Lineage: Eukaryota; Fungi; Ascomycota; Dothideomycetes; Mycosphaerellales; Mycosphaerellaceae
Product: 40S ribosomal protein S29
Exons: 3
Coding region: 1-177 (58 amino acids)
Biological process (GO): translation
Cellular component (GO): ribosome; cytosolic small ribosomal subunit
Molecular function (GO): zinc ion binding; structural constituent of ribosome
Source: RefSeq, a predicted model, not a curated record
AUGACGCACGAGACAGUCUAUUACUCUCGCCCACGUACCUACGGCAAAGGCUCUCGUGGCUGCCGUGUCACUGGAGACAAGAAGAAGUCCGGUGUGAUCCGCAAGUACGGACUGAACAUGUCGCGACAGGCAUUCCGUGAGAAGGCUGAGGAUAUUGGCUUCCAAAAGUUACGGUAG